GACGGCCGUGUUAGUGCGCAUUAGUGCGUGUGCCGAUCAUAGUGGACAGCACCGACAGCACGGAGUAUAGUUUGAGUUUACUUGCCAAACGUGUAUCUAUGAUUGCUCAAGUUUGUAUACUCGUGCCGUCGUCGCUGUUACAUUACAAUAAUUUUCGCGGAAUAUCGAACCCCGACGGAAAUACGAAGUAUCGGGAUAGUGUACACAAGUGCGCAUUAACUGAGUUAUGGGGGACGCAGCGAUGAACGUCGCAGCGUCCGGUGGCGGCGGUCAGCGUGUCGUUAAAGAAGGCUGGCUGCAAAAACGCGGUGAGCAUAUAAAGAACUGGAGGUCGAGGUAUUUUGUUUUACGGGAUGAUGGUACUUUGGUUGGUUUCAAAGCUAAGCCAGAUCAACAAAUGGCAGCUGCGGCACAACCAUUGAAUAAUUUUACAGUUCGUGGUUGCCAAAUUAUGUCUGUAGAUAGACCUAAGCCUUACACUUUUGUCAUAAGAGGUUUACAAUGGGCUGCUGUAAUAGAAAGGACAUUUCAUGUAGAAACUGAACAAGAAAGGGAAGAUUGGGUUGCAGCGAUCAGGUAUGUUGCUGCCAGACUAGCGAGUGAAAAACAAUCCCCACAGCAAUCUUCACAAAUGCAACAUUCAUCUUCAUCUGAAGAUGUUGAUAUGGAAUCCUCAGGAGGUAGAUCAGAUUCGUGUGGAUCUGUUGGAGUAAUGUCUACAGAUACGGAUGGUGGCAGUAUUGAUGAAUUAUCUGCCAAAUUUAGUGUUCAAGGAACUUCAAGUAGUAAAAGUACAGGGAAGAAGAAAGUAACUCUUGAAAACUUUGAAUUUUUAAAAGUUUUGGGUAAAGGUACAUUUGGGAAAGUAAUUCUUUGUAGAGAAAAGGCGACAGGGCACUUAUACGCUAUCAAAAUAUUACGAAAAGAAGUUAUUAUUCGUAAAGAUGAAGUUGCGCACACACUUACAGAGAAUAGAGUACUUCGAACUACGAAUCACCCGUUCCUAAUUUCUUUAAAAUAUAGUUUUCAAACAGCAGAUAGGCUGUGCUUUGUAAUGGAGUACGUAAAUGGCGGAGAAUUAUUCUUUCAUUUGAGACGUUCCCGCGUAUUUGGCGAAGAUCGUACUCGAUUCUACGGCGCUGAAAUCAUUUCAGCUUUAGGGUACCUUCAUUCACAGGGUAUAAUUUAUCGGGACCUCAAAUUAGAGAACCUGCUGUUAGAUAAAGAUGGGCAUAUUAAAAUUGCUGACUUCGGAUUGUGUAAAGAAGAUAUAACUUACGGGAGAACGACAAAAACGUUUUGCGGGACGCCUGAAUACCUUGCCCCCGAGGUGUUAGAAGAUAAUGAUUAUGGUCGAGCAGUGGAUUGGUGGGGUGUUGGUGUUGUUAUGUAUGAAAUGAUCUGUGGUCGAUUACCUUUUUAUAACAAAGACCAUGAGAAGCUUUUCACGCUGAUUGUAAUGGAAGAAGUAAGAUUUCCUAGGAUGAUUAGUAACGAAGCAAAAGACAUGCUUGGUGGAUUACUUGUUAAAGAUCCAAGCAAAAGAUUGGGCGGCGGACCUAAUGACGCAAAAGAAAUUAUGGAUCAUGCAUUUUUCUCGUCGAUCGAUUGGUCGGAUCUUGUACAGAAAAAAAUUCCUCCUCCCUUUAAACCUCAAGUAACAUCUGACACGGAUACCCGAUAUUUUGAUAGCGAAUUCACAGGUGAAAGUGUUGAACUUACUCCGCCUGAUCAAGGCUUUUUAGGUAGUGGGGGUGGUUUGAAUUCUAUAGCCGAAGAACAAGAACAUUUUCCCCAAUUUUCCUAUCAGGAAAGUCACUCAGCAGCAACUUCUUCCAUUGUUUCUAUUAAUCACUGACAGUAUCAAACAUUUCCUUUGUUUAUAUAUUGAGAUAUAUGGAUAAAUGCAUGAAAAAAGUCAGAGACAUUCGAUUAUGACAAGUAUUUGCUGUUUGUCUACCAAUUUGGAAGAAUUUUUUUGACGGAGAUAAGUCAAAAUAUCAGUUUUCGCUAAUUUACGAUGCUUUUUUGUGCAUCAUUAAAAGGUUUUAACACAUAUCUCCAAUGGCAGAUUCGGAUGUAUGAGUGCACAUGAGCACGCAUGCAUGCAGUCAAUGAAAUUGUAUAUGAAAAAUUGUGUAUUAAAGGAUCCAGUUGAAUUAAUACUAUUUAUACCUGCUGAGUAGGUUCGCGGCGAUAUAACGGGGAUUUAAUUUUUGUUCAGAAAUGAACAUAUUAAGAAGAAUGAAAAUUAAGUUAACUGUGUUAUGUUAUAAAGAGUUGGAUAUUUCUUCUCUGUGUGGAAGAACGGUAUUUCAUAUUUGGUAUACGUAGUUACUGUUCUUUCAUUAACAAAGCUGGUAUUUGACA
This is a messenger RNA of Ceratina calcarata, 2370 nucleotides long. RefSeq names its product AKT serine/threonine protein kinase (gene Akt). The record is from RefSeq and is a predicted model, not a curated record. Gene Ontology annotation, biological process: protein phosphorylation. NCBI's taxonomy places the organism in Eukaryota, Metazoa, Arthropoda, Insecta, Hymenoptera, Apidae. The transcript is spliced from 7 exons. Gene Ontology annotation, molecular function: ATP binding; protein serine/threonine kinase activity. Bases 227 to 1858 code for a protein of 543 amino acids.